AUGAAUUAAACUCACACAAGGUAGAGUCUGCAGAAGAUAAAAACUUCCUUCAAUUCUGACAACAAUAGACAUUUGAAUUUCAUGCUUCAAUAAAAAACAUAUUCAAAAACCCUAAAACCUGUUGCUAAUUAUGUGAAACCCUUUUCUUUUAAAAAUUUAGAUUUAGCCACAUCAUUAAAUUCUGAGUCUCCCAUGAACGAGUCCUUCCAAGAUAAUAAGAGUUGCUGCUGUUUGGAUUGUGGAGCAGUUAGUAGGAAAGCAAAGCAUUUAUAAAAAAAGUUUAUAAUCUUCACAACCAAAAUGUCAGUACUAAGAAAACAACGAUUAUAAAGGAGAUUCAAAAAUGCAGUUCUCUGUAUCAAAUAUCUUUUGGAGAAGUGGAAAAAAAUUAGAUAAUAAGAGAGAGCAAAAAGAUUAUUUAGAUUUAAAACAAAAGUUUUUGAAAAUUAAUCUUUUUUUCCUGGACAAUAGCAUCACUACCCAAAUCAUAUUAUAUAUAGCAAUCCUUAAAUUCCUUAUGAUGACAAAGUAAAUCAGAAUCAACAAGUUCAAUCAAUUCAAGCUUAAAUGAUAGAUUAGAAGCACAAAUAGAGAUAAUCAGUAAGACUCUACUUAUAAUAAAAAUUGAAUAACAACAAAAUAGAAUCCUCUGGCACACUACCAACAAUUGCCUAUAGCAAAUAUCAUAAUUCCCAUUCAAGUAAAUUCCUUUAACCAAUGAGAAUUUUGAAAACUCUAGAGGAUGAAUAAAAAUCCCCUAAAAAAGAGUAUAAUUUACUGAAUUAUAACUCUUCUCUGAUUAAUUCUCCUUACCUCUGCCAAUUUAGUGGAUAGAAAGCAUAAGAAUAAUGUUUUUCUUAAGCAAAAUCUCCUAGAUCUGUUAUUAAGAGUAUAUCAUCAGAAACUUUCUUUCCUUAUAGAUAAAAUAUACACAAAUCUAGAAAAAUGCUUGUUAAGAAGUUUAAAAUUAUAGAUUGA
Molecule: messenger RNA, 978 nt
Organism: Paramecium tetraurelia
Lineage: Eukaryota; Ciliophora; Oligohymenophorea; Peniculida; Parameciidae
Exons: 2
Source: RefSeq, a predicted model, not a curated record